This is a messenger RNA of Cooperia oncophora, 633 nucleotides long. The record is from the annotation of a GenBank genome assembly. NCBI's taxonomy places the organism in Eukaryota, Metazoa, Nematoda, Chromadorea, Rhabditida, Trichostrongylidae.
AUGAAAACGGAUGUGACGUCAAGAAGCGUUGGUACACAGUCGUGCUUAGACCUCUCUGACCGUAAUCCUCCGCGACCGUUCACACUUCACACCCAGUCGUCGUUAGACGUCAGCAAGCCUAUGAAGGAAAACAAAGCAGCUGAAUCCUUCAAAAGAGCGGAAACGACACCUCGAGAUGAUGCCGACGAUGGAGUGACCUCAAAAAAGUCUCCAACUUCAACAAAACCUAAACCGGCUACAGUGAAUAAAGACAAACAACGAGACACUACCGCGCCAACAGCAGAGUCCUCAAGUGACACCAAUCAUGCUCCGAAGCUAUCCAGCAUUCUGCCAUCGCUGUCGGAGAACUCGUUCUCGGAUGGCGACAUGACACCUCCACUAUCUAUCGUCGACGACUACAAUACAGACCAACAAAGGUCCUCACCGAAAACCACAGAGACAGAGUCUCAGUCUCAGUCUACUGCGCCACCUCUUUCACAAGCAGACACGGCAGCCAAGACGAAGACCUCUCAACCGAAGAAAAAGCAAAGAGACUACGACAGCAAAAUCCACUCGCUUUCCAAGGAGGUAAUUCCGGUUUUCUUUUGUGAAAACAGUUUCGAUGGUUAUACUCGUAGCGUAUGUUACCGGUAA